Colletotrichum orchidophilum is the source of this 1476-nucleotide messenger RNA. RefSeq lists its product as uncharacterized. The coding region runs from base 1 to 1476 and encodes 491 amino acids. The transcript has 3 exons. Lineage: Eukaryota; Fungi; Ascomycota; Sordariomycetes; Glomerellales; Glomerellaceae. The record is from RefSeq and is a predicted model, not a curated record.
AUGUUUAAGCUCGCUGCUGCUCCUUGGGGCUUCCACGGCUCGGAUAUCUUUGCCUUUGAGCAGGAUAUGAAAGUCAGGGCUCAGCAACGCUCCCACAUCCGACGCGAGAGAAAACUGUUCGCACGCAACAGCCACAAGAUUCCUUUCAACAUCAGAUCCACCCAGCAACCGGGCGACAUGUCGAGCGAGGAUUGGUCUCUAGCCGUUACUCCAGACGGGGUCCAAGACAGUUUUGAGGCCCAGCAGCUCCGGAACAGAUACCUAGCUGGCACCGCGGGCAGCCCUUACGCUGACCCCGAUCACGGCACUUUUUUCCAGAGAAUGCAAAGGUUCGAUGGUUCUCUGAACGGUAGACGACCAGUCAUGGAUCACAAUCAGACAUGGCAGUCCUUUGGGGUGGCCGACACGACCGACGUCCAGUCCAUGUUCGCUCCGAUGCCGUACCAAUACGACAUUUCCGCCAUUGACGGUCUUCCAAUGUCUGCUUCGCACAGCAUAUGCCACGGCAUGUCCACGUCCUCUCCUGUCUUCGCGGCGUCGGAUGUAGGCACUAGCUUUGGCAGUUUCUCUUCAGUCGGUGCACCCACAUUGCUUGAAUCUUGUUCCUUCAGCUCGUCAGACGGCAGCGCCAUCAUCACCAGCCCUUCAGACAAGUUUGAGUAUGCCAAUUCACCUUUCACGUCUUCCUCCAUGGUAACCGAGGACUUCAACGGCAUCAAGACAGCUCCCCCAUCACCGCCGCCGUUCUCUGAGCCAACCUCCAUCAUCUACUUCCCAACGCCGCAGGAGCAGCUUGCCGAGCAUCAGCGCCAGAUGGAGGGCCAGCAGGUGGCAAUGAAUGCAGUUGCCAUCGAGGGCAGCCAUAGCAGCUUCAGAGGAGUCAAAGCCGAGAAUUCCAAGCAGCAGAUCUUACUGUCGAAGCCUAGAAAGGAGCUUCCUGAGAAGCCACGUUCAUCACGAGCCGAUUCCAGCAGCUCCUCGCGACGCAGGGCUUCUCCGCCUCGCAAAGCUAUUCCAUCUACACACAAGACUGAGCUACGACCGAAGCAAUCGAAGCCUUCUCCGGCACAGCCUUCUAUGGUUGACCUCGCAGAGCGUUCGGCUAAGGACGAAUACCUGCUCAAAGCCAAGCAAGAGGGACUGACGUAUCGCGAGAUCCGGGUCAAGGGCAACUUUAGCGAGGCUGAGUCGACUCUUCGUGGGCGUUACCGCACUCUCACCAAGAGCAAGGAGGCACGGGUUCGUAAGCCUGAGUGGACCGAUAAGGACGUUCACCUGCUCCAGAGAGCCGUCCGCAAGUUCGCCAAAGGCAACGAUCCUGCUUCGACCAAGAUUCCCUGGAAGCAGGUGGCCGAAUACAUCCAAAGGAACGGUGGCUCCUAUCUCUUUGGCAACGCCACUUGCCGCAAGAAAUGGGAUGAACUCAUGUUAGUUGCCUCGGGGCACCAGGUGGGUGAUUUCGGCGCGUUGGAAUGA